AUGAAUGUCCCUAGAUACAGAUGUACUACAAAGAGAAGGCAAUUGGUGGCCGCCAAGCUACAGGAGAUGCAGGAAAGGCAAGUCUUGGAAUACUCCACCGAACACAAACUGCAUAAGCAGGCACUUCGCUCUAUUCCGCUUCGAAAUCUGGCAAGAAGGAAGCAUGCCUUUCAUUGCUGGGAAGAACAUCACAGCAAGCAAAGCCCCUUUGUCCAAUUCUGUUCUAUUUGCAAUCGCUGGGUGAAGGGCGAAUCGGAAUGGACUAUCCACUGCCAAGAUCACAUCGAAAACCAACAGUCGCCAUUUCGAUGUGAUCUGAUUAUUUUGCGUAACGCAAUUGCCUGUCCUGGCUAUUGCCCUGUUCAUCUAGGAAGCCAUAAGUAUCCCGCAAACCAUAGCUUACAACAAUUUUGGGACCAAAGCGGUUGGCAGCGACAUGCUUCCGUUUGUGUUUCAGCGUUCACCAAAUCUCAGCUUAACCACUCUCAGUUACAGUGUCCGCACCUGGAUUGUCCGGUAGUAUCAACGUCCCCUAAGGAUCUGUGGCUACACUUAGCGGACAUUCAUAGCACUUCUGGGAAGCCCAUAAAGAAGCACAAAACACUCGAUGAAGACGGCCUAAGCGGUGACACGAUGUCCCCGCCCUUCGAGCGACACUGUGCCCAAUCCUCAAUUGACAGACAGGUGAAGCCGGUAUUCUACGGAAGUUGCAGUCACCUUACGUUUGUUAAUUGGGUGUCAUCUGAGAGUCUACCAAGAAGUGGCGGUCUCAUGGGGGACGAUUUUUCGUCUUUAUCGGAACUUACCGAGAAUGAGAAGAUCGGGCAUGAAAAUGACGGGGGGUCUCGCUCAGAUGUCCAAUCCUCGCCGUCUUCAACCAGCUUUCCCUAUAUGCUCUCAUCAAUUCAAGGGAAUGAUAAAAGUCUACAUCCUCACUUGCGGAGUAACCCGGCGAUCAGUUCUGGUCAAGACAAAGAGGCAGGCCAACAACCACCUCAAGACAUCACAGCCUUGUCAGGAACACAUGAUUUGGCUACAUCAUCUUCCACUGGGAUUGAAUCAGUUCCUCAAAGGGGCGGUACUUCAUACCCUUCUCUGCUAUCUCCUUAUAGCAUUGACGACAUGGCCGACUCUAAGCAUCUUAGUUCCAACGAGGCAUCAGGCCUCCUGCAGCCUGCCUCGAUUGUCAAAGCGGACACAUCAAGAGCUCAACUUGACGAAAGCAAUGACGAUAACUUCGGCAAUGCAUACGAAGCAAGUAAAAGGCUUCAAUUCAUUCUGUCGACCUCAGAGAACUCAGAUAUCAUCGAUCCACAGCUUUACAUUGACCAGAACUGCGAGGAAGAUCUGAGGACUAAAGAUGGAUAUGCGUCUUCAUCGCGCCAGAACAGGGUCUCCGCUAGUGAGAUGGGCCAACCUACAGCAUUAGACCCCGAUGGAGCUGUGUGGGAAGUGGAUCGAUUAUUGGCUAAGUGCAAGCAAGGAAGGCGGAUUCUGUAUCUUGUGAAAUGGAAAGGCUUUCCAGACGACGCAAAUGCAUGGGAGAAGAGAAAGGAUAUCAGCAUUGAUUUGGUCAGCCAGUUUGACAAAAGGUUUUCUGGCGAUGGAGGAACUCAUGAGGGGGGGUAG
Fusarium oxysporum Fo47 is the source of this 1629-nucleotide messenger RNA. RefSeq names its product chromo domain-containing protein. The coding region runs from base 1 to 1629 and encodes 542 amino acids. The record is from RefSeq and is a predicted model, not a curated record. The transcript has 2 exons. Lineage: Eukaryota; Fungi; Ascomycota; Sordariomycetes; Hypocreales; Nectriaceae.